This is a messenger RNA of Dioscorea cayenensis subsp. rotundata (Guinea yam), 749 nucleotides long. RefSeq names its product bifunctional riboflavin kinase/FMN phosphatase-like. Gene Ontology annotation, biological process: glycerol biosynthetic process. The transcript is spliced from 7 exons. Gene Ontology annotation, molecular function: sn-glycerol 3-phosphatase activity. The record is from RefSeq and is a predicted model, not a curated record. Lineage: Eukaryota; Viridiplantae; Streptophyta; Magnoliopsida; Dioscoreales; Dioscoreaceae. Bases 87 to 695 code for a protein of 202 amino acids.
CUUUAAACCUUUCCUUCUUUCCCUUCCUUCCCUUCGUUGUUCGAUCCAUCCUCUAAUGGAGAUUGCUACUGUUUUUCGAUCUUUUCAUGCCUCUAUCAAAUAAUGCUUUCAGAAAAGAGGCAUUUUUCAAAGUUCUUUCUGUCAGCCAUGGACUUGUAGCCUCAAAAGUGAACCAUGGAGUAUCCUUCCUACCAUGUGUUAAAGCCUCUGAAGCUGCAUUGGCAAUGGCAUCAAAUGUUGGAAUUGUGAAUGAUGUCUUAAAGAGGUUUUUACUCAAGUAUAACAAGCAGUGGAAUACCAAAGUGGCACAUAACCUAGUGGGGAAGACUUCAAGGGAAGCUGCUACCAUUUUCUUGCAAGAUUAUGGACUCCCUCUGAGUGUUAAAGAAUUAAUGGAUAUGAUUACCCGGUUGUUCUCUGACCAGUGGUACAACAUUAAAGCUUUUCCAUGUGCCAAUCGGUUGAUAAAGCAUUUGAGUAGUAAUGGGGUUCCAAUGGCUUUGGCUUCAAACCCACCAAAAUUGAACAUGGAAGGCAAAAUUUCUGACCACCAUGGAUGGAAAGAGUCCUUUUUAGCCAUUGUUGGUGGAGAUGACGUUAUAAAUGGAAAGCAAUCACCUGAUAUAUUUCCUAAAGCUGCUAAAAGGAUUAACACUGAACCAUCAAACUACCUAGUGAUUGAAGACUCACUGUAAACGACCCGGCUUGACUACCAAUACUCCGCGUGAGCUGCCUAGAAAGCCUACAGC